Messenger RNA from Ceraceosorus bombacis, 1300 nucleotides. The record is from the annotation of a GenBank genome assembly. NCBI's taxonomy places the organism in Eukaryota, Fungi, Basidiomycota, Exobasidiomycetes, Ceraceosorales, Ceraceosoraceae.
AUGAGCGCACAAAACGCCGCUCCCGAUCCCGAGCUUCAAGGCUCUCUGAGCCAAGAUGUGAGUAACCGAGCCACAUCACAAGUUCCUGCUCGACGGUCGGAAGCUUCCUGCUUCCUCCCAACACGUAAGCUCAUGCUAACGCUCUCUUCGUCUGUUGCUCUGAUCGCUUAGGCUCGACCUCGUAUUACAGCUGUAAGGCGCUCCGCUACCGAGAGGAAUGACGAGUGCUCGACUUCGCAGAAUAGCUGAUGCUCUGAGUCUUCUAUGCCUGCAGGCGGAUCACCAACUUUUGGAGGAUCUCAUUCGCAUGACCAUCAGCAAGAACGAAUUUCGCCGCAAGAUGGAGAAGGCGUUUCCGGUGGGUCACAAGGCCUCUCGCUUCAGCUUGGCGCCUCGUCGGCCAGCUCGGACGCCAGCUCAUCGGCUAUGCUGUCCCUGUGUUCUUAGAACCCUCAAUCGCCAUUUUGGAAAUUGGUAGGGGUAAGCGUCUCUUUCUUUUGAGCUCUUCAACGAACGCGCCGCUCAUCAAAUACUCAUCCCUACCUACUGCGUCAAUGCGCUACAAUUUCAGACCGUAUCUGCGUGGGAUGAAGAGCAACUCGCCAUAAUAUGCGAAGAAAGCUGUAGAGACGGAUUCAUCCAAUCUGGAAAGCGCCGCAGACUUCAGCGUCCCAAGGGUGCUAUCACUGUCGCUCAUGGCAAGGUAAUGGUGAGGUCCUUGAUCCGCGGCCUGCCCUCAGACUGCUUGCCUAAAUUUCGCUCCAUCCUUCACUCACCUCCGCAGAGAGCAUUGACCGACUUCGCAAGGCUGACGGACAUACAGCAAGCGUAUACGUACCAGGACCUCCGAGUGGCUCAAGAGAAACUGGAGGCCGACCUCGCCGAGUUGGACAACCACGAGGAUGCUCUGCGCGCCGACUUGAACCUCUUCCAGCUGCGUGACAUGCUUGAUCGGUACGAACGCAAUUUCUUGCUCAGGGUGCAGAACACGUCUUGCUGGUUCGAUGCGAAGUGUUGCCACGAACAGGCUCGCAUGCGCUAUGAGGCUCUCGCGGCAAAGCGUAGUCGGAUCUCGUUCUUCGGGCAGUCAGCCCUGGAGGAGCAGAUCAAGCUCGCUGAUCAGCAAGCAAAGAUUGCAAAAGCUGCUCUUGACCGCUUCGUGGUCGACGUAGACGUUGGAACCAGCGACGAUGGGUGGCUCUUCCAGCCGCACGCGGAGAGGUCAGUCCCGCUUCCUCCGUGGACUUGUACUAUCGUUGUUGACACUGUCUCGGAUGCCUCCGCUCCUGCUCGCAGCUAG